AUGGUCCUCCAAGGACUCAAGCCUCGCAUCUUCGACCAGCUCAACAAGUUUGCUAGCCGGUGGGUCCAAGAGCUGCCAGCCGUCCUCUGGAGCCUGAGGAGAACUCCCAAUCGGUCCACAGGAUUCAUCCCAUUCUUCCUAACUUACGGGGUGGAAGCCGUGCUACCCUCCGACUUAGACCAUGGCGCCCCAAGGGUCAAGGCCUUUGGCCCCGACCGAGCCGCAGAGGCUCAGCAGGACGUGGUCGACUUGUUGGAUGAGGCUCGGGAAAUGGCCUUGGUCCGCUUGGCAAGCUACCAGCAGACCCUUCAUAGGUACCACGGGAGGAAGAUCCGGGGAAGAACCCUCAAAGUCGGCGACUUGGUGCUGAGGAGAGCGCAGUCGACCAAGGACCAGCACAAGCUCACUUCACCCUGGGAAGGACCGUACAUGAUCACGGAGGUGGUCCGGCCAGGAAUCUACCUUCUGAAGGACAGCAACGGCACCAUCCUCACCAACACUUGGAAAAUUUAG
This is a messenger RNA of Panicum hallii, 513 nucleotides long. RefSeq lists its product as uncharacterized. Lineage: Eukaryota; Viridiplantae; Streptophyta; Magnoliopsida; Poales; Poaceae. Gene Ontology annotation, molecular function: nucleic acid binding. The transcript has a single exon. The record is from RefSeq and is a predicted model, not a curated record. The coding region runs from base 1 to 513 and encodes 170 amino acids.